AUGGGUGUGCAAGAGAUUGAUCUCUGCUAUGAGGACUUGGUCAGGAAUAUGGCACAUAUUUUCAAAUUUUCUGAAGAGCUGGUGUCUGGUUUGUCUCAAGCAGAAUUUUUGACAGCUUAUGGUGAAUUUUUUCAGUGGACAGCUAACAGUGAUUUGUUUAUAGACUGCUUUGAGCUGUUAUCUCACAAAAGUGGAGCCUAUGAUAUUCUAGCUCUACUACUUAUGUCAGGAGGUUUAGAGAGAGCUCUUGGAAAUUUAUAUUUGAUGAAAGGCAGCCAGUGUCCAGCUUUACUUAAAGACUUGUUGGUAACAAAAGAACUACAAGAUAUUCUUGGACUCCCUAUUAUUGUUGUACUCCAUGUUUUACUUGGACCACCAGUGUCAAUGAACCUUAGAAAUAUAGCAUGGCAUGGAUUCCUUUCUGAUAAUGAGCUGCCCAGAAGGUACAUCUAUUUUUUACUGCUGCUCUCUGCCAGUGUUGGGAAGAUGCUGAAAGAGGGAGGGAUGACCAGAAUAUGUGCAAGAGAAUAUGUCACACUUUCAAAAAGUGAUCACAUGCUGAAGCACAUGCCAGAAAUGACUGAAGAUCAUGUAUCAACCUGUGAGCAGCUGGUGUUGGGUAGUUGGCUUGUAGCAGACACAAACAGAAACCUGUUCAAAUCCAGCUUCAGCCUAUACAGACAAGCAAAGUUUGGCUGGUGCGCUGUUCAGCUGUUUCCAUUACUGGAACAUACGUUACGUCGCCUGUUCGUUGUUAUUAACAACUGUCCAGAACGGCUCAUUACGGCAGAGGCAACUACCUUGUAUACAACUUUUGAGGAGAUUCUUGAGCCCAACUUGCCAGAUGGCCUGGAGAAUAAACUUGUUCCUUUUGUUGGUGAAGCUUUAAUGAAUCUGUUGCUGGAUCUGCUUGUCUACCCCAGUGGUCCUAGGGCCCGGGACAAACUAGGACAUGGCGAGGUGGACUACAAUACGGUCCCAGAGAGCCUUCCUCUGGUUCUUAUAUACAUCUUCAGUGAACUCGCUGCUCUGAUUACUGCUGAUAAAAGUUCAGAGGUCAAAGGCUACACAUCACUGUAUCAUCCUGUUGCUCAGCUCAAACAAAAGAUAAGAGACCUAUCAAGCUUAGCAGGUCAGAUGUCAAAGGUUUUGUGUGUGUUGCCAGAUUUACAACCACGUGAAGACAAAGAUGUACUUGAAGCUUUCACCAAAAACAACCCAAAGUUUCAGGACAUCCAGAGAACAUGUUGCCAGUUUGUCCAACAGAUUAAAGCUGGCCCUGAAUUGGAUCCCCUGUUGCUUAAGCCGCCUGGACUGAUUCCUUCACUGCUGAAGGAAAAAAGGGCAGAGAUAGCCACUGAGAGGAGAAAGAAAACAUCUGCACAAAUGAAGAACACAAAUGUUCAGGCAGUGAGCGAGUGCGAGGUGGUCAACCUAAUGACCAGAAUCUUGAGCGAGACGGAAGUCUGCAUCCGCCAGAUCACGUCUGCUCUCCAGCUCAGGCAAGGUCAGCUCCUGAAGAAAGAGCUGAGGUCAAGGCAGAGAGACAACCUUAAGAGGCUGCUGUCUGUCCUGCCUUAUGCCAGUGUUUUUGUCAACUCCAUCAUUACUUUAUCCACCUGGAUAUUUUCACACCUGGAUAAUUACUGCACAUUGGAUCAAUCCGCCUGCAAGUCUAUACAAAAAUUCCUAAAAAGCACGCUCCAAGCUUGUGAGAACUUGCGGAGUUAUUCCAGUGUGGAUGUAAACAAGUGGACCCAGGCGGAGGAGCUGAUUUUAACGCAGCUUAAGGCGGCAGUGGAUUGGACUGGGAGAUUUUAUUUCCCCUGA
Physella acuta is the source of this 1830-nucleotide messenger RNA. RefSeq names its product endoplasmic reticulum membrane-associated RNA degradation protein. NCBI's taxonomy places the organism in Eukaryota, Metazoa, Mollusca, Gastropoda, Physidae. The record is from RefSeq and is a predicted model, not a curated record.